Messenger RNA from Leptomonas pyrrhocoris, 1137 nucleotides. RefSeq lists its product as hypothetical. Lineage: Eukaryota; Euglenozoa; Kinetoplastea; Trypanosomatida; Trypanosomatidae. The transcript has a single exon. Bases 190 to 1137 code for a protein of 315 amino acids. The record is from RefSeq and is a predicted model, not a curated record.
AGCCUGCAUUAGCGAAGCGUGGCGCUAACCGUGGAUGGGAAACACACAUACGUGUAUUUAUAUAUCUGUUUUGUUUUCCUCCCCUCCCCCGUGUGUGGAAUCUGCAGUGUGCGAAGGACCAACUCCUACCCGAGUAUCUUCACUGUUUACAGUCGCUGUUUUGACCGUUGGCGAACUUGUUUCCUCGCCAUGCACGCUCUGCCUCUCCGUGCUGUGGGGGCAAGCACUAUCGGACGGCGGCAGCUCGUUGGGGCGGCCUCGGGCAUGCGCACCAGCAGCAUCAGCGUGCUCUGCAGCGGCUCCUUGCUCGCACGUUUUCAUUCCACCACCGGCGGGAAGGAGCAGGCGGGCAUGCCGAACGUGCCAGCUCCGUCGUCCACCGCUGCUGCUGCGCCGGUGCAAGGCGCGUCCGCAGCGACCUCAAAAGAAAAAGAAGCAGCUUCCGCAGUUCCGCCCUCGUCUGCUCCGCAGACAUCAGCCACAUCGGGCGAGGCCACGCAGAGCAGCACAUCCUCUGUGAGCCCCACCAGCACCAGCGGCAGCGAUGACUCCAGCUCAGGCGAGGUCACCGCCGCUGAGCCGGAGCCGGUGCGUUGGGUGCAGCCGACCUACGAGGACCCCGACACACUCCCCAUCGUGGACGACAGAGGGGAGUACAUCGUGUCCCGUGUGCAGUGGCCCACCGGCGAGAUCGCUUACCGCACGCCCGCCCCGGUGGACGACAAGCUCGCCCCCCGUUUCGGCUACAACAUCGUGCAGGUGCGGAAGCACGUGUCGUGGUGGAAGUACAACCAGAAGUAUCCGCGCCUGUCCCUCGCGUACAUUAACAUUCAAGUUCUGUUUCUGUUAGGGCUGGCGUGGCUCGUGGCCUUCCUCACGACGGAGUACCGCAGCGCGACGGAGGCGAUGCGCACGCCUGGCGCGAUGGUGGGCGAGCACCGCGGGAAAGGCCCCGCAACGAACCAGACCCAAAAGGUGACCUUCGAAAAGGGUGAGAUGUCCGCCCUGCUCGACAAGGCGCAGAACAACUGGUACGACGCCACGGCAGAGGCCUCCUACGUGGGCUCGAAGGAGUACAAGAUGAAGAAGAUUCCUCGGCCGAAGGAGUUCUCCGCGGAGGACUUCCGCAAGCGAUAG